AAACUACUCACCAGAAGAAGCACCUCAUAACAAAAACAAAUGUUCUUUGAGUUUGCCAGUACCAAUCAUAACCAUGUUAGCUAGCUCCACCUUUUUUUUAAUAAAUUAACACCUUUAAGCAUAAACCAAUCUGACAUAAAAUUUCUCAUACAAAUUCCUACAUUAUAUAUAUUAUACUGGCCAAAACCCACCAAAAAACCCUGUUACCCUAAUUCCAAAUUUAAUAGAUUUUUCAAAGAAAUGGGUACAACGGAAAGAACAAAGAAGAGGGUCCAAUUAUGGAAGAAAGCUGCCGUCCAUUUUGCUUUGUGUUUUGUUAUGGGGUUCUUCUCAGGUUUUGCCCCAACGGAUAAGGCUUCGCUUUUCGCUAGAACCGAUGCCGUGGUUUCCUCCAAUAAAUCACUGGACUUUCCGCCGCAGUCAGUAGAACCGCCGCAAGAAAUAGCACCGGAUGUUAUUAAUAGAAGUUUGAUAGCUGCAGAGACACCAAAUGUGUCAAUAGCAGCAGCAGCAGAACCUGCAAGGCAUAAAGAGAGCUCCGAAAACUCGAGGUUCACACAAGAAGAAGAAGCAGAGGAAAAGAAAGAACCCGAGGUGACUCCGAGAAGGUUCAUAAUCAUAGUCACUGCAACAGCAACGAGCACGAAAGACAUUAAGUUUAAAAGUGUGUUUUUGAGAAGACUAGCCAAUACUAUAAGGUUGGUUCCUCAGCCGUUGCUUUGGAUCGUGGUGGCGCCGAAAACGGAGUCGAAUGAAGUGUCUGAAGUGCUGAGGGGAACGGGGAUUAUGUACAGGCAUUUGGUUUCGAGAAUGAAUUUCACAGACGCAGAAGCUGAAAGGGAUCGCCAGAGGAACAUUGCUCUUAAGCACAUUGAGAAGCACAGGAUUAGUGGGAUUGUCCACUUUGCAGGGCUUUCUAAUGUUUACGAUCUUGGCUUCUUCGACCGACUCAGAGAAAUUGAGGUUUUUGGGACAUGGCCAAUGGCUAUACUUGCAGCAAACAGAAAGAAGGUGAUCAUUGAAGGACCUGUAUGUGAUUCUUCACAAGUCAUAGGAUGGCAUUUGAAGCAAAUGAACAAUGAAACAGAGACUAGGCCUCCCAUUCAUAUCUCAAGUUUUGCUUUCAAUAGUUCAAUUCUUUGGGAUCCCGAGAGAUGGGGUCGCACUUCAUCUCUUCAAAGCUCCUAUCAGAAUUCAAUCAAAUUUGUAAAGGAAGUGGUUCUUGAAGACGAAACAAAACUAAAGGGAAUCCCACCAGAAGAAUGCUCCAAGAUCAUGCUUUGGUGUCUUCGUCUUCAUGCUGCAGGAGGAGCCACUGCACCACACCAAAUCAAUCAAUGAAAAAUGGAAAAUUAAUUCGUUGCCAAAAUAAUUACGUACCAAAUAGAGAUAUUACUCGAUCAUUUUGUUUUAUUUUCUUUUAUCAUGCAUGUAAUUCUUUAUAAUUUUAUUUGUUCUCUCUUUAUUGUUUUUUCCCUAAAUUUUUGUAGUAGAUUUUACUCCCCCAGUAUACUUAAUUCAAUAGCUUAAAUCUUUGAAGGAUCCC
This is a messenger RNA of Malus domestica (apple), 1546 nucleotides long. RefSeq names its product beta-1,4-xylosyltransferase IRX9-like. Gene Ontology annotation, biological process: plant-type secondary cell wall biogenesis; glucuronoxylan biosynthetic process. The record is from RefSeq and is a predicted model, not a curated record. Gene Ontology annotation, cellular component: Golgi membrane. NCBI's taxonomy places the organism in Eukaryota, Viridiplantae, Streptophyta, Magnoliopsida, Rosales, Rosaceae. Gene Ontology annotation, molecular function: galactosylgalactosylxylosylprotein 3-beta-glucuronosyltransferase activity; xylosyltransferase activity.